Molecule: messenger RNA, 1343 nt
Organism: Ricinus communis (castor bean)
Lineage: Eukaryota; Viridiplantae; Streptophyta; Magnoliopsida; Malpighiales; Euphorbiaceae
Exons: 2
Coding region: 87-1118 (343 amino acids)
Source: RefSeq, a predicted model, not a curated record
CUUUUGAAUAGAUGCCGCCAUAAUAUCAUCAUCCUCUCCACAUCACUUUCUUCUUCUUAUUUCUUAUUUCUUAAUCCGGAGGACGCAUGCAUAUAUAUAUAACUAAACUGAGAUCUCAAUCCAUCGAGUGUUUACUUGAAUUAUCACUCUUUUAUCUCCAAAGCGUCUUUACAAAAGAAAAACAAAAAGCAAAAGAGAUGACAAAACUACCAGUGAAGUUCAAGAAAAUGGCGGCUGCUAUGUUCAACGAGGCCGCUCGGUUGAGGCUUUGCGAGAGAAGUGGGAGUGAACACUGCUCGCCUGAUCAUGAUCUCUCUCAGCUUGUCAAUUCUUUUAUCGAAAGAGAUGACCAUCCCACAAUAUUAUUUAUGGAGUCAGACAUCAAAAUCAAUCACCCUCCUGAUGACGAUAAUCAGGAACAUUAUUCAGUUUCUGAUGCUGAAAACAAGAAUAUAUUGGAGAGUCUGCUCAAUAAGGAAGAUGAUGAUGAUGUGAGGAAAAAGAUUCGAUCAGAGACAGAAAUUGCAUGUGGGAUCAUAGGAGAAAGAUCGUCGCACGGCUUUCACCGCAGUUUGAUGUCGCAUUUGCGCCACCUGGGCUUCGAUGCUGGUCUUUGCAAAUCGCGGUGGGAAAAAUUUGGGAGGUAUCCAGCUGGAGAAUACCAGUAUGUAGAUGUGAAUGUUGGUGGGAAUCGAUUGAUUGUUGAAGUGUGUCUAGCAGCGGAAUUUGAAAUUGCUCGUCCCACCUUAAACUACACCGCGUUGGUCGAUGAUUUUCCUCCAGUAUUCAUUGGUAAGCCAGAGGAGAUGAAGCAGGUUGUGAGAUUGAUGUGCAGUGCAAUAAGGGAGUCGAUGAAAGAGAUGAAGCUGCACGUCCCACCAUGGAGGAAAAUUGGGUACAUGCAGGCCAAGUGGUUCGCACCCUACAAGAGGACAACCAAUGAAAAUUUAACUAAAAUGAGAUCAGAAUCCCACCACUCUUUUGCUACAAAACGCUCUGCUGGAUUUGAGGCUUUCCCGGCGAAGGCUUACCAUUGCAGAGAUAAUCAUAUCGGUGGUGGUAAGUUAGUGGGGUUAAAAACUGGCUAUUUGACUGCUGCAUUCAAUGGCGACAUCUAGCCGUGGGAAAAACGCCCAUACUUUUGUAUAUAGUGACAAUGGAUUUUUUAUUUUUAGUUAGUUGAGCGAAAGCCAGAUGUUGGUUUUCUUACUUUGUUCUGCUGGAAAUGUUAAAUUACCAUUGGAUUGUCGGAAUUGGGACAGUGUAAAACUUCUCAUCUCCUUGGCAAUUUGUGAGCUGGAGACUUGAGUAUUUAUGUAUUGUUAUUUUUUCUUUUAUUGGAA